Ruditapes philippinarum (Manila clam) is the source of this 2067-nucleotide messenger RNA. RefSeq names its product cytochrome P450 2D20-like. Lineage: Eukaryota; Metazoa; Mollusca; Bivalvia; Venerida; Veneridae. Gene Ontology annotation, molecular function: steroid 17-alpha-monooxygenase activity; iron ion binding; heme binding. Gene Ontology annotation, biological process: hormone biosynthetic process; progesterone metabolic process. Bases 175 to 1680 code for a protein of 501 amino acids. The transcript is spliced from 7 exons. The record is from RefSeq and is a predicted model, not a curated record.
AUAUUAUUCAGUGUAGAGGUUGGACACAAACACGUUUGGUAUGACGUCACGUGCAUAAAUCUUCUCAUUUCGAUUCCAUGUUAUAUCAUUCUCCUGCAGUUUUCGAAAAUUUCCUCGGCUUAUUGUCAAAUUUCCGCAAUUAUGGUACACGGUGUCCUGUAUAGCAGCUCUUGAAUGCAUGAAGAGAAAGCUAACGGGUGUCCGUUUAAUCAUGAGAAAGCAACCGCUUAUAUAAAGCCCGAAACAGUACAACCAGUCAUGGCUGCACCCCCGGGGCCAGGUGGCCCACCUAUCAUCGGGCAGGCAUUUAAUCUGGACACGGACUAUAUGCACUUACAAUUCAUGGACUGGCAGAAACGUUUCGGAGACAUGUUCAUGUUUAAGGUGUUUGGGAAAAGUUUUCUUGUUAUAAGCGAUCCGGAUAUUCUACGCAGUAUGUUUAUCACUUGUGAACAUGCCAACAGAUUUAACGACCGACCAGCAAGUUUCAUGGGUAAAUAUGUUAUAAACCGAACUCAAGAUAUCGUGUUUAGGAAUUGUGAUGAUAUACAACAGACCCUAAAGAUAGCUUCUAUGAAUUAUGUAGAAAAUACGCUGAUGCAGGAAAAAUGGUUCUAUGAAAAAUGUUGUGAAGAGUGUGGGGACAUUGUUAAAACAUUAGAACAAACAGAAGAUUCAGCAUUGGUUGAUAUUGUUGACAUACUAGACAGAUUCAGUGUCAAGGUCAUAGGACUUUUGAUUUCUGGUAGACGGAUUAAAGAAGAAGACCCCGAAUUUAAAAGUCUCUGUAACUUUAUGGAAGCUGGAAAUGAACUUGGAACAGUUAAAAAUCAAACGAUUCUUACAACAAUACCAGGUGUGCGCAAGAUUCCUGGUCAAUUAAAAGACGCUUAUGACCAAAUCAAUGACGAGAAAGAAAAAAUAAAACAGUUUUUCAUCACAGAAAAUAAGAGUGAAGAUGGACUGGUGGCAAUGUUAAAGAAGCUGGCUGCUAGUAUAGCUGAGGAGAGUAGGGAAACUUGGCUGAAUGAAGACUUUAUGAUGGGUGUAAUCAUGGAUCUCACCGCAGCUGCCAUUGUUCCCCUGAAACAUACAUUAUCAGUAUUAUUUCUGGUGCUAACACACCACCCAGACAUACAGAACAGAAUCAGACAAGAAGUACAAAACAGUUCUGAACAAGUAACCAUUGACCGGUUCACCGAGACGCCAUAUACCGCCGCAAGUAUUCUGGAGCUUAAACGCUUCCACACACCUCUACCUAUAUCAGCAAGGCAUUGCAAUAGGUCUGGAGCAGCAAAAUUUGAGAAAUACAAUAUUCCAAAAAAUACACAGAUAUUUUCAAAUUUGUUUGGAAUUCACCAUGACGAAAGAUUCUGGACGGAUCCAUGGACAUUUCAACCUGAACGGUUUCUGACACAAGAGGGUAAAUUGAUAGCAGAUGAUCAUCCAACCAUGAAAAAUUUUGUCGUGACAGGCGUUGGUCCUCGAAAAUGUAUUGGAUCAAAGUUUUCAGAAAAUGUGAUCUUUUUGAUCACUGCCAAUAUUUUGAAAAACUUGCAAGUCUUGCCAUGUGACAAGGAACCGUUACCAGCUUGUGAUCCGAGAGAGUUCCUACCAGGAGUAGUUACGCGAGUCCCAAACUUUAAAUGUAUGGUUCGAAAACCAGAUUCCGAAGUCUGAAAUUGUUGUAUUACAGUGUCCAUGACACUAAAGAACAAACAAGUGCAUUUAUUCGGUGAUAUAAACAGUGUUUUGAUUUAAGAGAUGGUACUUCAAAUGACACUAUGUGCAAUUUAUAGAGAAUAUUCUGAAUUUACUGAAUUAUUAUAUCAUUUAAUUCAUUAAAUUAAUUAAUACACAUUCACGAAUAUGAAAUUCUGUUUAUCACAUACACAAAAUAAAUACUGUUUAAAGUGAAAAAGAAUCAUUUUUACAUUGACACUAUAGUGAAGCGAGUCUUUACGUCAAAAUAUAAAACCGUUUUAAAAAGUUGCAAAAGCGGCACGAGUAUGUGAUAAAAUGGCAAAGGUUUAUUAAAAUGGAUAUGAAUAAAUGUUAUAAAUUAUA